UCCCACCUGUGAAGUAGUGACCUCCACCUCUGCCGCAGUCGCCCGCUCACUGCCGCACUGUUGCCCUCCCUCCACGCGUGCCUCUCCACUUCCUUCCACCUCUCACAUACCCCUUCACUCAUCACCCUCCACGGACAUAAUUCACAGGGAAUAUUGUCGAUUUAACGGGGAAAAUAGUGAACUGUGAGGCACUGGAGAUUGGCACCGUGAAACCACUUUGUUGACCAUGAGUGACACCUCGUUCUGAUGUCAACAUGAGGACGAGACAAUGUUUCCCGUCAACAUCCUGAUAGAUAGUAGUUGAUUAAUUAUUAAACAUUCGUCGGGAAAAAACAGUCAUCGUGAUAAUGUUUGUUGAUCGCUCGGGAAAGUGUCAAAACACCCCUGUGAGAUAAGGAGAUAGUACAAGCCAUCGCUGAGGAUCACGUUAACAACAUCGUGAGGCACCUGUGAGAGUGUUGUUGUGGUGGUGGUGGUGGUUGUAGGGUUGUAUUGGUCACCACUAUGAUGGAUCAGCCCACAGACACCUCCUCUAGCGUCAAGAAUAUGGAACUGAUAGUCGGAAUAACUUAAGAGAAAAAGAUAUUAUGGCAACAAGUUAUGAUAAGAAAACUCACCCCAGAUGACGUGAAGACUCAGUGUAUGGACACACACUUGUGCAGAAAAAUUUAAGUUUUUAGUGUAUGUUAACAAUAAACAAGUGUAUACCGUGAGACAUUGAUCAUGAUAGAAAAGAUUCUCGGCCAAUUGAUACGGUGACGAGAAAGGUGAAAGAGAAAUAAGAGAAGCAAGGACAUAAAAGUAGAAAGAGUUGGUUUGGCGGCGUGUGAGAGACAGCCUUGCCUAGUACAUCAUCACCCCUACACAAGGCACCAUGAAGCGUGGGGGCUCCGGCAAGGCCCGCACCGUCUCCUUCAGUGAAGAUCAACAGAGUGAAUUUGAGGGUCGAGACGAUGGUCAUCAUGGAGAACAUUAUGAUUAUGAUGAUGAUGACGCAGGCUCCAUCACCUCACUGCCAGCAGAGUUACCCCCUCCUCCUGACGGGGGAUGGGGCUGGGUCAUCGUGGUGGCGUCCUUCUUAUGUAAUGCGAUAGUGGAUGGUAUUGCUUAUUCUUUUAGUCCCUUCCUUGAAGCCCUCUCCAAGCAUUUCGAUGCUCCCAAAGGAAAAGUUGCUUGGAUUCCUUCUCUUCUGGCUGGAGUUUACCUCAGUGCUGGUCCUCUUGUGUCAGCGUUGUCCAACAAGUUUGGGUGUCGUAAAGUGUGUAUUUUGGGAGGUGUCAUCGCAUCUAUGGCUUAUUUUCUCUCCUGCUUCGCAACCUCCGUCGAAUAUCUUAUGAUCUUCCAGGGAGUUAUAGGAGGACUUGGGUUUGGGCUCAUCUACCUCCCAGCAGUGGUGUGUGUGGGCUACUACUUUGAGACCAAGCGAGCUGUCGCAACAGGAAUUGCUGUCUGUGGCUCUGGGGUCGGCACCAUGAUCUUCCCACCUCUCCUUAAUUAUCUUAUUUCAGUAUAUUCUUGGCAAGGAACUAAUUUACUCAUAGCUGGAUUGAUUGUAAACUGCUGUUGCUUUGGUGCCCUUAUGAGACCUCUGGAGGUGCCAAGGAUGAAGAAGAAGGACCUGAUGCAACGGUUGGCAGAGGAGAAGCGCGCUGCACUGAAAGCUGGGUCCUUCUGUGAUUCCAACUACAUUACCUACACUCAUCCUGAUGGCACUGUAGAGAGACAAGCCAAGAGAGCCAUGAAUGCUGACCCUGGAGUACAUUCACAUCUCAAUCUUUCUGGCUACCUCACCCCUGUCUCAACAAACUUGGUUCUACCUACCAUUCAGGAGACACAGGGUAACACUCCUCCUGACCAGGAAUCACCCUUAGCUGCAUCUGAGAAGGAAAUUGACCCAUCUUCUCCCAAUACUGCUGACCUAGAGCAUCCUGAGGGUGUAGAUGAAAAGCAGAUUUUGGUAAAUGGAGGAGAUACCAACAGCACAGUGCCGCCCAUUGUACCAGCUCGUGUUCCCACUGUGGCCACUUCUGCCAAGAUACCACGCAAUUGUUCCCAACCUGUCAUGGCUCAGGGGUCUGCUACCUUUUUCCCCAAAAAUGGAUCCGUCCCCAAUUUUGAAAGAAGAUUUUCUAAAGUGGAGGUUGCAAGCCUAAUGAAGGUCGUCCCUGCCACCCCCAAAGCAUCAUCAUCAAAUUUACGUGCACUAGGAUCUCAAGAAAUGCGUCGUAUGUCUGGUGGCUACGGUCGUGUAAAUUCUAAUACUUCUUUUAUUGACCCGGAGGCAGCUGGACUUCGCCAAAGACGGCCAUCUUCAAAGUCCAUGAUGCUUCGUCCAAUGUCACGCCAAGAUAUCUUUUACUCAGGCAGUAUUGCCAAUCUACGGGAAUUCAAGUCACAAGCAUCAAUGUUGUCAUACCGGGAGUCUUCCCUCAACCUACAGGGAACUGGUGCUUCGAGAGUUGUUCUUGAUGCUCUAGAUGGACCAGAAGAGGGAACAGAAAGCUGUAGCUGUGUGCCAGAAUCCAUCAAGGGAACUAUAUGCCAAAUGAUGGACUUCUCCCUCCUCAAGAACCCCAUCUUCCUCCUGAUCGGUGUAGCUAAUCUCUUCGGCAUGUUGGGCUUCUAUACUCCAUUUGUCUAUCUACCUGAUGCAGCUAUUGAAAAGGGUGUGGACCCAGAGUAUGCAACAUUUUUGAUCUCCCUCAUUGGUAUCACCAACACUAUUGGGAGGGUCCUCUCAGGACUUAUUGCUGACCUGCCCUGGGUCAGUCCUCUGUGGGUCAACAACAUUUGUAUCAUCCUGUCUGGUGUGUGCGUCUUUUUCACUCCAUUUGCGUCCUCCUAUGGAUCCUUCGUUGCGCUCUCAUUAGCCUUCGGGUUCUUUGUUUCUCCGUUCAUCGCCCUCACGUCCAUCAUCAUUGUGGACCUGCUAAGCCUCAGGCAACUCACCAAUGCCUUUGGUCUCCUGUGUAUCUUCCGUGGCGUGGCCGGGAUCUUGGGCCCACCAGUGUCAGCGGCCUACAUCUCCCUCUCAUCCAUCAUCUUGGUACAACUUCUUGGCCUGUCGCAGCUCACCAAUGCCUUUGGGCUGCUCAUCCUCUUCCGUGGUUCUGCAUCUAUGGUGGGCGCACCCAUCUCUGGAUCCAUUUAUGAUGCUACAAAGAGCUAUGAUGUCUCCUUCUAUUCCGCUGGUGGACUACUGUUUAUCUGCGCCGCUCUUCAUUGUAUUGUUCCAUUUGUCCAACGACGCUAUUGUCAAAAUGACAUGCCGGUGCGGUACACAACAAACGAAGAAUACUUAGCAUCUGUGCCGGAGGAGGGAGAGAGUGAGGCGGGUGUGUCACCAGAUACAGGUGAAGGAAUUGGCAUUGUACUCGACAUUAAGCCCAAAGAUUCUACCAUCAUCCUCCAAGAAUCAGGAGAAAACAAGAUUAUUCUUGAUGCAACUCAGAAUGAAAAAGGAAAAGAAACAACUGUUUUAUCUCUGUGAGUCUAGACUACGAGUGCUUGAAAAUUGUAGUUGGUCUAAUUGAAUUGACCUUUCAAAGAAAUUUACAAGCUUCAGAAAGUAAUCUUAUGUUCCUAGAAUAUAUUGUAAAUUAAUCUCACACAGAAAAGAAGACAACCAGUAUGGACUUGCCUAUACGUACUUGAAUAUUGGUAAAAAAUGAAAAUGGUUGCAGUCAUUUAUGAACUCCAACUAACUUAAGCUUUUAAUUUUCAAGUUCUUGUGUGAUUGUUGAUGCUGGUCUUUCAAUUUGUAUAGUUAUAAUAAACAUUGGACAAUUUGCCAACAUGUAGAAAACUCUUUGUGACUAUCUGUAGCAAAAAAGGGACUUCAUGAAACUGUUGUCAUAAAAUAUUUUUUUUUUUCUUCAUAGCACUGACAUGUCACAUAAACUAUGAUUUUUGUAAAUCACAGAAAUUUAGUUAGCUGUUACUCGUGUAUAUCACCUCAUAGUCAUUGACACCCAGUCCCCAUGCUAGUAGUGGAAAUACUUACUCUAGAGAUUAUUGUGAAUGGCCAUUGGAAAAAGGAUUUUGUUUAAGCUACACAGACAAAGGUUAAAAACAUUCCAAUGAACAGUCUUUGAAGAUGGCUACCUGAUCUAACAAAUAUUUUUCUGUAUAUUUUUCUUAAUUAGAUUUGUUAUAUGAGUGAGUUGUGAUUGAAAUUAUUUAUCAUGAACCGGUCACAUGACGUACAGUUUGAGUUCUUUUGAAGAUGUAAUACAAAUAAACAGUUAUUAUGUAUGCUGAGGUGUGUUGUAAAGUGUAAUUGAUAUCCACAGAACCUGCUUUUUCUGCAGUCACAACAACUAGUGUGAGAGGCAGAUUAUCUCCUGCAAGUUUAAAAGCAGCUUAGAAAAUAAGUCCUGGUCACUAGACCCUUGCUGUAUGCCAUAGUCACUUGUGCACAGUUAGACACCAUGCAUAGCUUGAUCUUGUGGAAUAUAGUUAGAAACUGCACAAAAACAGAGAACCUCUCCGCUAAAAGGAAAUUAAUAUCUAUUAUGUGGCAAACUGUAUGUUAAUAGCUCGAGGAACCUGGCACAAUACUGUACAGUUUUAUGCAUAAAAACGUAAGUAUUUGUCAGUGGAGGCACUUGAUGCUGGUUGUUGGAUAGGCAGUGUUUUGAUCCCCAGUUCUGUAGGUAUGAGUGCAAAGAUGCCUAUGUGUUUACUACUUGAAUAAAGGUUGGGGUCUAAAUGUUAACCCUGUAGGAACCUCCAAGAGUAUCGAGUGUGCUUCCAGGUCUGGUCAGGAUUGCUCGAGUAGUUAGCACAUAACAAUACGAAGUAAGUGGGAGUUGGGAAAUGGAUCAUGGAUAAUAUAUGUCUCAUUUAUUUUUACAAUAGAGAGCAUAUGAUGAAACUUACUAUUAGCUGUUUAUACAGUACUGUACAUCUUUCUUUUUCAUCAUAUUCAGUUGUACAUAAUUAACACAAUUUUACUGCGUUCCUGUUAUUAGCUAGUUUUUAAUUCUGUGUAAUGUUUUUUAUAUGUUGAGUUGUUUUUAUAUAUGUAAUAAAUAGCUUUUAUAUUAGCUUUUCCCACAUCACACACAGUUUUAAAUACAUGUUAAGGGUCUUCUUCCCAAAGAUACUCUGUCAAUAGUAGAGCAAGCAUGUAAGGCAGAUAUAGAAAUCCAUACCCCUGAGAAAUUACCAAAACAGUACACUGCUAUACAGUAUAUAUAUAUAUAUAUAUAUACAGUAUAUAUAUAUAUAUAUAUAUAUAUAUAUAUAUAUAUAUAUAUAUAUAUAUAUAUAUAUAUAUAUAUAUAUAUAUAUAUAUAUAUAUAUAUAUAUAUAUAUAUAUAUAUAUAUAUAAUCACUGUGUCCUAUACUUCUUAGUAAGUGAAAAGGAGAAAUAAAAAUAAAAAUUAUCUACUUAAUGAAAGCAAAUUAAUUCCAAAUAUUUCAAGAUGAUCAUUAAAGUGUCACACUUAUGAUUCUCAAAGAUUUAGUGUUUUUGUUUUUCUUAUAAAGACAAAUGAGAGGACACCUCCAGUUACAGUAGAGUUUCAGUGCCACUUUUGCUGCUGUCUUCUUCUUGUAGCGUAAUUGGACGUACUCUCAUGUUACCAGUUACUGUACAAGGAAAGUGCAAUGUACGAUCUCUUGAGGAUCUGAGACCAGAAGUAAUAUCCUUCAUGGCUAUACAACUAAAAUCUGUCGACUUGCUGGUUUGUUGUGAAGUAUGUGAAUGUAUUUUUACACAAAAGCAGACUAGUAUGCAUAAUUUAUUUUUUCCCAAAUUAAACUACAAUGAUAAGUAUCACAUUGCAAAGACUUGUAAUGAUAGUACUGUACCAUACUGUACAGUACACAGAAUGUUUUAACUUUGGUUUUAAGUAACAGUAAUAAUGUCAAGUGUAAUUUUUCUUUUGUGGAAGAACAUAAACAAUAAACAGUAAACAAGUACA
This is a messenger RNA of Homarus americanus (American lobster), 5930 nucleotides long. Its product is annotated as monocarboxylate transporter 14-like. The record is from RefSeq and is a predicted model, not a curated record. Gene Ontology annotation, biological process: transmembrane transport; monocarboxylic acid transport. Bases 875 to 3490 code for a protein of 871 amino acids. Gene Ontology annotation, molecular function: monocarboxylic acid transmembrane transporter activity. The transcript is spliced from 16 exons. NCBI's taxonomy places the organism in Eukaryota, Metazoa, Arthropoda, Malacostraca, Decapoda, Nephropidae.